AAGCUAACAACUUAGUCGAAAUUUGGUACAACCUUUCGAACGCAUCCGGUAACAGUCUUACUUUUUUUAAUUUGUAUUUCCGGCUGGAUUUCCACCUCGACGCGCACCAGCGCAGAAACAAUCGGAACCAUCGAAAGCGGCCCGUAUGAUUUAUCUUCUUCAUAAUUAGGUACUUUUACAACUUGCUUUACCAUUACCCCCCCUACUAUUCGAAAAUGAACACCACGAGCGAGCAGCAGGACCAGGCGAAAAAGCGGUUUCGCGAGGCCCUGGCGCGAGAGCGGGCACUGAACCCAAAUAUGGACGAGACCGAGCUGACGGCGAGAACUUUCCAUAGGUUGAAAGCCCUGAAUGCAGCGACGAUGAGCACCACUUCUACCGGUGGAAAUAUGCCCGGAGGACCUGCGUUGCUGGAUCCCAACGAAGACAGCCCGAUGCCACCUGCAGAGGACGCAACAAGCUCGGCUACACCAACAUCGGGCGGGGUCGUUGCCGGCGGCGCGGCUGUUCUUGGGGGGACAGCAACUGCAGCAGCUUCAAGUGGUCGAUUCCAGCCAGUGGCCAGGAGUUUAGGCACUACUUCUCAUGGCGCUGGUGGGCCUGCAGACGCGGAGAAUAUCAGGCAAAAACGCUUAGAGAUGCUGGAAGCGAAGCAAAGGGAGAAAAGCCAGCAGCUUGCUGCUACGAAGGUUGAUAAUGAAAUCAAUGCCGUAACCUUGUAGGACUGCAAUUUGAGUGUUUAUUUUGCUUUUGCCGGGUCAAGGGGAAGUCAAAGAAGAGGAUGGACUUUGAAUGCAACAAAAUCAUAGCACACAGACACACUCACACUGUUCAGGUGGAGUCUGGCAAUUUCAAGAAGCGCGACUGGGAGCACAAUACGGCUGGCCGCUCCUCCGCCAGUCAGAACCAGGAAGGACAGGCGAAGCUUGGCCCCAACAAGCUGACCGUGGACGAACUGCUCGCGCUCAGCACCGAAGACGCGGAAAUGGAAGACGUAGAAACAAGAACUGUCUUGAAGCACGGCGUGCUCGUCAAGGAACGGGCAACCGCGAGCGUGGGUUCCACACCCGCCGCAGCAGCGGCCGGUGGUGCGCAGCCGUCGAGUUUCGUGUCUUCUACUGGCGGCGCGCUUGCCGCGACCGGGCAGGAGGGAGGUGGUGCUCUUGCUGCGGAGCAAUUAGUACCAGGUACAACAUCUUCAAUUUUGAUCGCGUUUUCUUCAGUAGGACGUCAUACAUUCGUUCCUAUUCCUAUUGCUUAUUCAUCCGAGUGAAAAGUAGAACUGCGUGCCUGCUCAACGAAUGUUUGUGCUUCUGCUUCUCGUCCUGUUUCGUUCCAGAAAUGAGGAAUAUAAAAUAUUACCUCCUGUUCCUUCGCAGACAUACAGGACACAGGCCGUGAUGUCGUGGCUCACUUGCUUGUAGUUUUUAGCUCCUCAUCUUUUCCUUGCGUAGGUUCUGGCUCUCCGACCGCAGGCAACCAGCCAAUACCGUCGGUGAAUAAAAGCCCCGGAGGAGGUGGUACGCCAGCAGCAGCCGCAGGGGCGCAAUCCCAGUCCCAGCGGCCGACGGCUCACAUUGCGCCGGACCUGCUGGAGGACCUGGCCCGGCGUGUGAGUUCGGGAGAACACGUGGACGCGAGUAAGAUCUCCGACAUGCUGGUGGGCGCGGCGAUGAAGAUUCGCGACCUGGAGGAGGAGAAAACGCAGCUGCAGAUCGGCUACGUCAAGGCGCAUUCGCAGAACUUCCACAACCUCCAAGUCCUGGCUACGAUCGACCACGUGCUGGCAAAGACGCAGGGACUCGAGGAACGAGAGCCGGUUUUCAGCUCGACCGCCAGCGCACUGCAGCGAGCCAGCCAAAAUGCAGCCUCUGGAGAGCAGGACACCGCACCGAAAUCCUACCUGAUAAAGCGGGGCGACGCCACGCACCCGGUAAACAACCCACUUGGAGGAGCUGCAGCUGGGGAAACGGGCAUUCCGCGAGGAACCAGCGGCGAAUACACGAGCGGUGGAGCGGGGGGGCAGCACCAGCAGCAACCGACCGGUGGUGCUGGGCAGCAACAGGCACGAAUCACCUGGUCAACUGCUGGCGGAACCACGGGGGGCUCUUCUGGCAGUGGGACGGCGCUGGGAGCGGCCCCCUCCGAGGCCGAGAUGCAGCGCCAGAAAGACGCGCGGCUCGCCCGGUUAGAGAAACAACAGGCCGACGCGAAGAAGGAGAGGGAAGAGGCGGAACGUCGGGCAAAGGCGCGAGACGCUAUGGGUGGGGGCGGGGGGCCGUACCACGGGGGAGGUGCCGCCUCGCACCACGGGCAUCAUCGGUAGCAGAGAGGUACGUGGUAGACUACUGUACUUAGGCUUUCUCGCGUUCAUGCAUCCUUGACAUGUUCUUGAAGAGCACCACUGUGUUCUUUGUGUAACCAUAGCUGCAGAUAAAGUUUCAUUUUUCUGUACUUACUUGUUUACGCUCCUGGCUCACCACUCAAAUGCGUAUUUUCACCGACUUGAUGCGUAUGGAGUAGAAGAUGGUAGCAGAAGCAUCAGCACGGUACUUUUUUAGUAGUUUUUGGCAGUUUAUUUUGCUAUGAUGCCCUCGUUGUACAAGCGGACGACUUGCGUCGCGACCAUUGGGGAUAGCGCUGUGUAGGUGUUAGAAAUAAAGACUUGCUUCUCAUAGUAUAAUACAGGACCGAAGGGAAAUUUACAUUCAGUAGCAGUCGGAGAUCGUCUAUUGAUCCAUCCGAGAUGAAUUUGUUCUUCGCAUCUUUUGAUUUAUUGAAAUUGAUGCUCAUGCGCGGCUGCUACUCUCCGAAAAACUUACGACCAGGCGGAGAACCUCUCCAUCAGGUUCAGAAAAAAAAAAACAAAAUGUAAGCUCUUGGAGACCGAGACAAAAUCUACCCGGUGCUGGCUUUCUCGUGUCUCAUUUUGUGUAGCUUACACCGAGAAAGAUCCUAUGUGUUAUGGAAGUUUGGGUUGAAAGAAUACCCGCGACAUGAAGAAGCUUCGCUGCCAAUCCUUAAAGGUCUAAGCUUCAAAAGGAAUUGUUGCC
Molecule: messenger RNA, 3053 nt
Organism: Amoebophrya sp. A120
Lineage: Eukaryota; Dinophyceae; Syndiniales; Amoebophryaceae
Source: the annotation of a GenBank genome assembly